GUUUAUAUAUUUAAAAAAUGGUUGUUAAAGUUGGUAUCAAUGGUUUUGGCCGUAUCGGUCGUAUUGUUCUCCGUAUCACCGAAGAGAAAGAUGAUGUUCAAGUUGUCGCCAUCAACGAUCCUUUCAUCCCCGUUGAUUACAUGGCAUAUAUGUUGAAGUUUGAUUCUGUCCAUGGUCGUUUCAAGGGUACCGUAGAAACAAAAGAUGGUAAGCUUAUCGUUAAUGGUCAUGCUAUCUCUGUCUCUACCGAACGGGAUCCUUCCAAUAUCCCUUGGGGUCAAGCUGGUGCCGAUUAUAUUGUCGAAUCCACUGGUGUCUUUAAGGAAAUCGAGCCUGCAUCUGCUCACAUUAAGGGUGGCGCUAAGAAGGUCAUUGUCACUGCUCCCUCCAAGGAUGCUCCCAUGUUUGUUUGUGGUGUGAAUCUCGAUUCUUACAAGUCAGAAUAUAAGAUUAUUUCUAAUGCUUCUUGUACUACAAACUGUCUUGCCCCUCUUGCCAAGGUUAUCCAUGACAAUUUUGGUAUUUCCGAAGGUCUCAUGACUACUGUCCAUGCUACUACUGCCACACAAAAGACCGUCGAUGGUCCUUCUCACAAAGAUUGGAGAGGUGGUCGUGGUGCUGGUGCCAAUAUUAUCCCAUCUUCUACUGGUGCCGCUAAGGCUGUUGGUAAGGUUAUUCCUUCUCUUAACGGUAAGCUUACCGGUAUGGCAUUCCGUGUCCCCACACCCGAUGUCUCUGUCGUUGACUUGACUGUUAACCUUGAAAAACCUGCCUCUUACGAUGAAAUCAAGGCUGUCAUCAAGAAGGCCUCUGAGACUACCAUGAAGGGUAUUCUUGGUUAUACUGAAGAGAGUGUUGUAUCUACAGAUUUCGUAGGUGAAUCAAUUUCUUCUGUCUUUGAUGCUUCCGCUGGUAUUCAACUCUCUCCCACUUUUGUCAAGCUUGUCGCUUGGUACGAUAACGAAUAUGGUUACUCCAACCGUGUUGUCGACCUCUUAACUUACGCUGCCAAGACCGAUGGUGCUCUCUAAACUGUAUAUAAUCCAAUUAUUUUGAUUCAUUUAAAUCUGUAAAUAUGUUAAUAAAUG
Molecule: messenger RNA, 1088 nt
Organism: Mucor mucedo
Lineage: Eukaryota; Fungi; Mucoromycota; Mucoromycetes; Mucorales; Mucoraceae
Product: glyceraldehyde-3-phosphate dehydrogenase 1
Exons: 2
Coding region: 18-1031 (337 amino acids)
Biological process (GO): glucose metabolic process
Molecular function (GO): NAD binding; oxidoreductase activity, acting on the aldehyde or oxo group of donors, NAD or NADP as acceptor; NADP binding
Source: RefSeq, a predicted model, not a curated record